Geodia barretti is the source of this 552-nucleotide messenger RNA. The record is from the annotation of a GenBank genome assembly. NCBI's taxonomy places the organism in Eukaryota, Metazoa, Porifera, Demospongiae, Tetractinellida, Geodiidae.
CCGUAGUAGUUGGUAUGGCCCUCUCCCAAGACUAAAACUGCCAUUGGGCUGCACAACGUGUAUAUCUACUAUUGUUUCAUAACCUACAGGGUCAAAGUGGCGGCAGAUCCAUCAAAGACAGAUGCAUACCUUUCCUCCACACAACAGGAAUUUCCCUCUGCCGAAGCCGCCAACACUGGAGUUGUUUUGCGAGAGACGCAUAUGGCUCAGCGGUGAAACGCCACUGGGGAUGCGGCUGGGAGGCUCGCAAGUUCAACCAGUAUCCAAAGCAGACACUGAACAUAAAUGUGUGGCCCUCGUACGUUGUGCGCACUCAGCCGAUGGCUGGAGGGACGAAGAAACUCAAAAUCAGCAUGCCGGACUGAAGGACAAGAGGUCCAACUCCAGUGAGAAGACUUGCUAGAGAAGUGAAAGAAGAGAAAAGCCCACACUAAAUUAGAACUGUGUUUUAUUCUACUAUAAAGGUUUAGCCCCACACUACCUCUAUAUAAUAUGAUGCACACCAUAUAGCGCACACCAACGAUUUGAAUUGAACAGCGCAUGUGCACAAUU